CGCACGGGCGUCCCCGCGGCCGCUCCCACCGCAGGCGUCGCCCUCUGGCCUCGGCGGCCCCGCCCCGGCGGCCGCCCGUGACCGGCCUGGGCGCGGGGAACGGGAAGCCGGAAGGGGCGAGCCCAGUUCGGCUCGCCAUGGGGCUGUUUGGGAAAACCCAGGAGAAGCCGCCCAAGGAGCUGGUCAAUGAAUGGUCAUUGAAGAUCAGAAAGGAAAUGAGAGUCGUUGAGAGGCAAAUAAGAGAUAUCCAAAGAGAAGAAGAAAAAGUAAAACGAUCUGUGAAAGAUGCUGCCAAGAAGGGUCAGAAGGAUGUUUGUGUGGUUCUGGCUAAGGAGAUGAUCAGGUCAAGAAAAGCAGUGAGCAAACUCUAUGCCUCCAGAGCGCACAUGAACUCCGUGCUCAUGGGAAUGAAGAACCAGCUAGCUGUUUUGCGAGUGGCUGGCUCCCUGCAAAAGAGCACAGAAGUGAUGAAGGCCAUGCAGAGUCUUGUGAAGAUCCCAGAAAUCCAGGCUACCAUGCGGGAACUGUCCAAAGAAAUGAUGAAGGCUGGGAUCAUAGAAGAGAUGUUAGAGGACACUUUUGAAAGCAUGGAUGAUCAGGAAGAAAUGGAAGAAGCAGCAGAAAUGGAAAUCGACAAAAUUCUGUUUGAAAUUACAGCAGGGGCCUUGGGGAAAGCACCUAGCAAAGUCACCGACGCCCUUCCAGACCCUGAACCUCCAGGAGCUAUGGCUGCCUCAGAAGAUGAGGAGGAGGAAGAGGCCCUGGAAGCCAUGCAGUCCCGGCUGGCCACACUCCGCAGCUAGGGCUGAGGUGGGUCCCAGGCUCAUCUCCUGACCCUCCCCAGCCUGUGCCCUCCUGCAAGCUGCGCUCUUCUCUGUCUCUUGACUAGACCUGAUUGAAGCAGUGCCUUCUGGAGAAGGUUCUCUGCUCAUGUGUCUUCACUCUCUGGAGAGCUUUUGAGAUGUGGAGUAAUAAAUAAAUGCAGCAUUUUUAAGAGUUGAAACAUCUCUUGGGGGCAAGUGGGAGAUGGUGGCAAAGGCAUCUGUCUUCUUACACUUCUGCACGUAAGAGUUGGUUGCUUGAAUGUUGAGGACAGUACAUUUUUUUCUGUCUGUAAAACACUACAUAAAGGAUUUUAAUAAAUUUCUGCUUUAACACUUGG
Molecule: messenger RNA, 1162 nt
Organism: Sorex araneus (European shrew)
Lineage: Eukaryota; Metazoa; Chordata; Mammalia; Eulipotyphla; Soricidae
Gene: CHMP3
Product: charged multivesicular body protein 3
Exons: 6
Coding region: 138-803 (221 amino acids)
Biological process (GO): protein transport; endosome transport via multivesicular body sorting pathway; late endosome to vacuole transport
Cellular component (GO): multivesicular body; ESCRT III complex
Source: RefSeq, a predicted model, not a curated record